AUGCCAUUGCGAGUUAGAAACCUAUUGGAGAAAGUAGGCGAUGAACUCAUUCUAAAAAUUCAACUCGGUCGCACACCUGUUCAAGGUUUUCAUAUUAAAAUACUUGACUGCUUAAGCCUUUCGAAAUUUACUAAUAAACAACUUGAACUUGGUUAUGAUGAAAUCUAUCACAAUUAUUUACUUAUUACUAUUAAGAAUAGUCAUGGACCCCAUGUACUACAACAUAUGCUUGGAAAUGCCACGCAAUAUGCAACUGCUAGCACUGUUCUUAAACUUGAGAAAUCACAGCGCAUUGCUCUCAAAUAUCCAACUAUACCCGAUGAAUUCAUCGAUGUAUAUGAUAUUCCACUAACACCAAAUAAACCAUUAACACUUAAUCGAUUGAUUUCUGCAGCCUCAAAUGUCGACAAAAAUUUUUACAGGUAUGAUGCUAGUACAAACAAUAUGUGCCAAACAUUUGUCGAAGACAUUAUCGAUAUCAACGGUUUAAUGCCUAAUAUUGUUGAUCAAGCAACAUUGAAUGCACUCAAACCAAUCGAUGCCAAAGCAUUAAUUUCUACGCUUGGCAGUCGAUCUUAUAUUGUUAAAGCGAUGACUGACUUGAGUGCCAAAUCAGACAGAUUAGUAUUCGAUCAUAAGAUCAAAUGGAAAAAAUCUCAACCGAAGGAAUUUGUUCUAUUGCCUAAUGCCAAUGUCACUGAUUGGGAAAGUAUCAAUGCUAUAUAUAAUGCAAAUCUAGAGCUCAAAAAAAAUGUACGAUGGCUUCUUCACUCUACACCACCACAAUCGCCGCCCGAAUCACCACUGCACUUCAGAUUUUAA
Messenger RNA from Rotaria sp. Silwood2, 822 nucleotides. Lineage: Eukaryota; Metazoa; Rotifera; Eurotatoria; Philodinida; Philodinidae. The record is from the annotation of a GenBank genome assembly.